Molecule: messenger RNA, 2695 nt
Organism: Hyalella azteca
Lineage: Eukaryota; Metazoa; Arthropoda; Malacostraca; Amphipoda; Hyalellidae
Product: protein TAPT1 homolog
Exons: 7
Coding region: 201-2384 (727 amino acids)
Biological process (GO): positive regulation of cilium assembly; maintenance of protein localization in endoplasmic reticulum
Cellular component (GO): ciliary basal body; endoplasmic reticulum membrane
Source: RefSeq, a predicted model, not a curated record
CUUUGAGUAUGGAAGCAAGUCAAAAUUUGUUUCCAUGAUUAUCAGAUGAUGACAAAAAAGUUACUUCAUAUGCAGACUGCUGCUCUGAAAAAGAAGAUCUUUCCAUUGUUCAGGUGGAUGUUUUCAAAACUUGAGAAAUUCCACACUUAAUCUUUGCAAGAAUUUUUUUACUGAUUGAUCAUCACACAAUAAACUUGAUCAUGGAUAGCAAGUCCUUCAAGUCAAAACAAUCUGCCAAGUCUCCUGAUAAUCUCAGACAUCUGACACUGACUGGCUACCUCACCAGUGAGCUCAAACGAGGCUAUCUCUUGGAAAAUGAUGAGGAGAGAUAUGCCAAGCGACGAGAAAAGGUCUACACUUUCUUCAUGAUACCUCGAGAGACAGAGAAGUUUUUUGCUUAUGGCUACUUUCAAUGUGCUGACUCCUUCACAUUUGUUAUGACAUUCCUGCCAUUGCGCUUCCUGAUGGCAUGUUGGGCCCUUGUGACGGGAGGACUCGUCAAGGUCUUCAGGUGGAACAGGCCUAGCGAGCAUCUACUGCGGCCUGCAGAGGUGGUGGACCUGGUGAAAGGUGUGCUGCUGCUGUCCUGCUGCUACAUCAUGACUUUUAUAGACACAUCAAUGCUGUAUCAUCUCAUCAAGACACAGUCCACCAUCAAACUAUACAUCUUCUUCAACAUGCUCGACAUUGCUGACAGGCUGAUGUCAGCGUUUGGUCAGGACACUCUGGACGCCCUGUUCUGGACCGCCACGGAGCCGGGAGGACGCAGGCGGGAGCGGGUGGGCGGGAUGGCGUUCCACCUCGCGGUGGCGCUCACUUCUGUCUUCAUCCACGCGACCAUCGUCCUGCUGCAGUCCCUGGCCCUCAACGUCGCCAUCAACGCCGACAACAAAGGGCUGCUCACCAUCCUCAUCUCCAACAACUUCACGGAGCUCAAGGGAUCUGUGCUCAAGAAAACUGACCGACUCAAUCUACUACAGGCUGACAGCGACCACAGCGACCUGGUGGCUCGUCGCAUGGGCUUCAUGCCGCUGCCGCUGGGCGUCGUCACUUACCGCAUCCUGUCGCAGUCGCUGCCCCUGCACAACCUCACUGCCUAUGCGCUCCUCGGGCUCGCCUUCGCCGCCAUCAUCACCUUCAGGGUCCUAAAUGGCAUCAUCAUGCUGGGUAAGGCGUGUGACAUCAUAGAAGAAGCGGAGCGCCGGAAAGCUAAAGCGGAUUCUUCCUUCGACUGUACAGCAACGUCCGUGCAUGCAGACAAAUCUUUUCCAUCCUCCGAUGAUUCCAAAACCUCAAGCACUACAACAUCGAAUGGCAGUAGCGGUGUGAAAGUCACAGACAACCUCGUCGGCGACGCCAUUUACAUGUCUCCUGCAAGCUCUAAGAGCGCCUGCACCUCUGGCAGGACCGAGUGCUGCUCGUGUUGCCAGGGACGAUCUACUCAGGUCGCGCAGCCUCUCCACAGAACUGAAGAAGAAGACAGUCUUGAGUACCUUGCGACACUUAGAAAUUCUUCUUGUUUUUCCUUCAGUAAUCCAGUGAAUUCGGCGAAAGAAUCUCGUGUGGUGAAUACCUCAAAUUUGAUCCAAGAUGACUCAUCGUCUGGAGGGGUCUUUACAACACCUUUUGAUACCCCCUCCCAUCUCGUCAAAAGGGAUAAGGGCAAGAGAGUGCGACUUGAUUCCGGUGCCAUGGUUCAAGAAAUAGAACCUUACUAUAUUCAUUUAACAGAUGAUUCUUCCAAUGAAAACGAGGUAUCCGAACUGAGGUCAAAAACGAAGACAAACCUGCGAUUGGAUUUGUCAGACCUACAGAAACCUCCUGACUCUACAUACUCCGCAUCUAGUUCAUCUUCUCCUAAGCCAUAUGAUGAUUCUUCCGCCAUGAGCUUCGGUCUCAAUAGCCAAGACGGACUCAUGGCCAACAGUAUGGUUGACUUGGCUAGCGUUGGGCUCAACGAAGGGCCUCAUUCGCCGCUGAUUGAGAACUCACCCUGCACUUUCUCUCGUAAUUCUUCUUGUCAUUCUUUACAAUAUCAGGCCAGUGAAGAAGAUAUUACCCACAACCUCCAUGCUGAGUCAAGUGCUGCAAAAGAAACUUGCAGUGCAUCUGGGGCCGCUAAACCUGCCCGAUCAAGUAUCGGAGAAAACAUUGCAGAAUCUCGAGACUCUGCACCAAGUUCCUUCCCUGUAGGCGUAAUGCCCGUAGAACAUAAAGGCAGCAGCGGCGGCUCAAGAUCCCCCGUUAGAAAGGCUUGUGUUCACGAAGAUAGCCCUUAUCCCAGUCCGAGUGAUUCAAUAGAUGAACAUAACCUAGUACACUCAUUCAAAGCUGUCAGCGCUCCCGAUGUCAGAAUAAGGGAUGGAUCUGACGUGGAUGAAUGAACAUUGUUACGUUCUAGAAGAAAUAUUUAAGGCUAAAAUAUAAAGCUAUAGAUCAUACACCUCGCUAUUGAGUUUAAACUCUAUUCCUGAGAAUUAGAGGUACUAUCACGUGAAGCAUUUAAUCUUAUUACUCAGAGGAUAUAUGGACGUCUAUCACAGGCUCCUUGUUUUGCACUGAAUUCAACAUGCGUGUUCUCGAUGCUAAGUUCCAAGCAACAGGACGAAAUUGGCUUCGCAACGUGAACCCACUCAAUAAAUGUAUUCAGUCUAAAAUAUAUUCAGUCUAAAAUAUAUUCAGUUAAAAAGGAAAA